GAACUGUCCCGGCCGAGCUCGGGGUUCUGGUCGCCUCGUCGAAUCAUCUGAAUGCCAUGAAUGCUCGGCUUGUCUGCACGAUUUGUAGGCGGGAAAUUUGGUACCACGCGCAGCUAUCUUUGCCGCUCUUCUGGAAACUGAAGAACUAUUCGUUUCCCGUGACUGCAGUUGUGUACCCUCCAGGACGCCAGCUCGGACUUGGAGUGCUCCGCGCCUUGACUCAGUUUCCUCGCGACAUGCUGAUGGAUGCCGGCGACCCGAUCUUUCUCUCCAUCUCAUUCUUGCGGCGACUGAAAAUGAUCAUGACGAUGCACCCAAUCAGCCAGACCAUGGCUCGGAGGCGUCUUGUAUGCCUCUCUCUCAUACGCAAGAUCUGCUCCCGAC
Mycena citricolor is the source of this 384-nucleotide messenger RNA. The record is from the annotation of a GenBank genome assembly. Lineage: Eukaryota; Fungi; Basidiomycota; Agaricomycetes; Agaricales; Mycenaceae.